Messenger RNA from Plasmopara halstedii, 1734 nucleotides. RefSeq names its product Conserved membrane protein. The transcript is spliced from 2 exons. Gene Ontology annotation, molecular function: chromatin binding. Lineage: Eukaryota; Oomycota; Peronosporomycetes; Peronosporales; Peronosporaceae. Gene Ontology annotation, biological process: DNA-templated DNA replication. Bases 1 to 1734 code for a protein of 577 amino acids. The record is from RefSeq and is a predicted model, not a curated record.
AUGUUUGAGUUGUCGUCACUGCUAUCCGCGCCACGGGACAUUUUAGCCGUGCGUGUGCUAAACGAAGACGAUUUUCGCCAGGGUAACUACCGUGACGGUAACGUUCUUCGGUGUCGCGGCAUAAUACGCGAUGUGCAAGACCCCGAGCUGGUGCUAUCAGGCGGCGCAAUACCUGCAUCGACUGAUGGUGAGGCGGUUCGCCAACAGUUUGUGGAGCGAGUUCCAUUGACUGUCACUCUUUUUCCUCACACCAGUGACUGGGCAACUUACGCUUAUUAUAACAGUUCGAAGGUUGACAAGUUGGUCAAGAAUGAUAGCGAAAAUGAGUGUAAUGCUACUUUUAAGGGUAUAAAGCGUUCUAGUGAAGUUGUGAAUGAUCAGGUGAUCGAUUGUAUAGAGAAAGAUCAGCAGAAAGUGAAUACAAAGAAGUCUAAAGUGGUCGAUGAGCAUGUGGAGGUGGAAGAAGCAUUGGUGAAUUCACAAGCAGUCAAUGUUUAUGUCUACGCUGGUCAGUACAAAGAUAUCUCACUUGACGCUUUUAAGGUAAAUGAAGCCUUCGAAUUCGUUGGAAUCUUGGAUCUAAUGGUUGCAGGCACAGAUACCAAAAUCAAUGACAGCGAGAACGUUUUAAGUACUCAACAGCUCAAGGAGUUGCAGAUCUCGGAAUGUAUAGAUGAGAUGCAACGCAAGGAACGAUCGGGAGUUGUACUCCACUGUUGCCAUGUUAUUGGUUUGCAAAACAUCCAUCACGUGCGCCCUCAUGAAUCGAUUGAGUUUUACCAGCAAAUUGACGAAUCGAAUGAAACGCGGACUCAAUUUUGCUUGCAAGAGUGGAGUAAACUUGGCUACGAUACUGAUAUUCUUGCAUUACGCACUCAACUUGUACAAUAUUUAGCUCAGGCUGUGCAUGGAGACUCUCUCACGGCGGAAUAUUUGCUAUUAGCGUUGCUCUCACACGUAUAUUCACGUGCCGAUCCGUCAACGCCACUUGGCAAUUUGUCGCUGAAUUUAACACUAGAUAAAUCAUCCACUGAAAAGCAGAAGACUGUUUUUAUCCAUGGCAUCUACAAGAUACUGACAUUGCUUAUGCCAAUGGUAGCACGUGUGGAUUUAUCCAUAACAACUUUGAACUCGACAAAAUUUAUGCCGCAUAAAGACUAUGAGCGAGAAAGAUUAUUAAGUGGUAUCUUGCAAGCGGCGAAUGGCACUAUGAUGCUGCUGAAUGAGACGGUGCUCUCGACAGGACAACUGAACGAGCAAGGGGUAAAGAACUUAGCUGCUUUACAGUCAUUUAUCGAUAAGAUGUUGUUACCAUACGACUUUCGUUUCUACACCAUGGAUUUUCCACAAGAUGUGGCUAUUGUUAUUGUGUCGGAAGGUAAAAGUAUAUUGCCGGCAACUGUAGUUUUACCCGUUGUUGAUACAGACAACACAAACACAAACGAGCAACCAGUGGAAGCGUUAUUGGAGUGUUUUCGCUUAUUUUUGAGCGUUUUACGCUCGUUUGCGGUUACGAUUGGCAACGAGGAAGCAGAUAUGGCCGAGAAACACUACGUAGAGUGCCGCAAGUCGGAGCAAAAAGUUGCGAUUGAAGAUCUUCACCGCUGGUUACGCCUUGCUCGUCUCGUAGCGCUCAGUCGCGGAGAAGGCCAAAUUUCAAAGAAUUCUUGGGAUGCGAUGUUGGCACUGGAAACUCAAAGACUAAGUCGUCUUCCGACUAUGAACUCGAAGUAA